Molecule: messenger RNA, 395 nt
Organism: Drosophila subpulchrella
Lineage: Eukaryota; Metazoa; Arthropoda; Insecta; Diptera; Drosophilidae
Exons: 2
Coding region: 84-296 (70 amino acids)
Source: RefSeq, a predicted model, not a curated record
UAUUUCAUUUUACAAGUUUGACAAAACAUCUUUCGUGUGUUGAUUCCCUUAUAUAUACUUCACAAAAAAGAAAAAUAAACAAAAUGUUUAAGGAGCUCGUUUUGUGGAUGCAUCGUAUGGCCCACGACUUUUGCUUGGCUCGCCCAGUGACUCCGCCACCUCGGCAUGGAUGUCGUGUGCCAGUGAAGAAUGGAUUCUUCGCCAAUUUGAUAUUCUUUGUUGCCAUUGUGACGCCGCUGUACUUUUGCCUGCUGAAGGACGUGAUCGCCAUGAUCGCUGGGCCCAAGAAGCGCUAGAUUCCCACAGGACAUUACCUCGUUUUAAGUCAUAGCUUGGUCAGUCAAUGUAGUUAGAGUCAAAAGACACCCUUGUCAAAUACAUUUUGUGGCAUCGUU